Molecule: messenger RNA, 9878 nt
Organism: Bactrocera dorsalis (oriental fruit fly)
Lineage: Eukaryota; Metazoa; Arthropoda; Insecta; Diptera; Tephritidae
Gene: 5-HT2A
Exons: 8
Coding region: 606-3782 (1058 amino acids)
Biological process (GO): serotonin receptor signaling pathway; chemical synaptic transmission; G protein-coupled receptor signaling pathway, coupled to cyclic nucleotide second messenger
Cellular component (GO): membrane; dendrite
Molecular function (GO): neurotransmitter receptor activity; serotonin binding; G protein-coupled serotonin receptor activity
Source: RefSeq, a predicted model, not a curated record
GCUGGACCAGUUGGAAAAAUCGCAUAGUCAGUUUGUUUUGAAAUUUGCCGCGAGACGUUUGGUAAGCGCGGAUAAAAAGCAAUUAAAGUGACCGAGGCAAAUGUUCUGCUAUCGCAUUGCCAAAUAAUUCCAUUGAUUGAUCAGCGUCGCGAGUUGUGCAUAAUUGCUUAAAGGCAAAACAUUUAACUGUUUUGUUGUUGUUAAUGAAAUAAAAUUAUAUAAAUACAAAUAUUUAUAAGUGUAUCAACAACUGUUGUACUGUGUACAAAGUAAGAAGAGGAAAAUAAAUAGAAUUGUGAAUUUGUGUAUUUAUUUGUGUGCAGCAGCAUUAGCAAUCGCGCCAACAAAGCGGGUUUCAAUUCGAAAUACAUACACACAUGCCAACAUAUGCAGCAUUACCAAAAUGCUGGUUACUUAAGCCGCUGAAAUGAGCAAAAAACAAAAGAAAAACUUCAAGUGGACAAUCAACAACUUAAAUAAAAAGAUUCUCUUCAUAAAGCUUAAAUAUCUGCGAAAUGAACCAUUCCACAACCAAGCUUCACAUCGUGACAGUAGAACUGUGAGAGCUGGCGUCCCAUAACGCACUCGCACUGCUUUAGAAUGAAAUGGGUGUGCAACAAAUUUUUGGUCAUGGACCAAGAAGAACACUACAAACAACUACAGCAACAAAUGCGACUAUCACACAGCCAUAUCGCUGUGGACUUGCAAAUGCGCCACGGACGCAACUCUGGGAAGCCGACAUCUGGUGUCAACCGCAAACAAAUCUCAACGUCAACGUCAACGGCAGCAAAGUGGGCGAUAGUAGCGUCGGCACAACAGCGUAUGCAUUUACAACCAAUACAACAGAUGCGACCGCAAGUGAAGCUAGCAACACAGAGCCAACAACAACAGCAGCGGCAUCAACGCUCCAUCAGUCAUACCGCUGCAUGUUGGAGCAGUUCGAUGCGGCAGUGCGGCGAGCGCGCUAUAAAUGUCAACCAAUCACGAACUACGCUGCAACAGGAGCCACUGAGGUGGCGGAGAAUGACCUUGGUGAAGGAUUUGCGGCGACAAUGGCAGAGGAGUUGGAGACUGGCAGUGUCAUCAGUGCGGACGAUGCCAAUUGCGUAAUAAAUACUGAAGUGCUGGUGCAACAGCUGCGGCAACCGGUGGUCAAUUUUAAUUUGGCACUAGCGCAGCAACAACCAUUACAGGGUGAUCAUAUUAGUCAUUUAGUUGAUAGUAUUAAUAUUAGUGACACAGCAAAUGCACAAUGCAAAGCAGUACAAAGGCAAUUGCUAUACUGUGAUGAGUCUGCGGCGGCGAAUGGCAUAUUGGAUGAUGGCAUACGAUUAGCGCACACAGAUGCCGCCAUGGCGUCCACCACAGACAAUGCAAAUUUCGUGGCGAAUAGUGGCAAUAGUAAUGCUUCCAUAGUAGAUGAUUUCAUUUGUUACCUGCGCAUACAAUACGAGGACCUAACUGCACGGCUCGUGCCGUCACCCGCCAACCCAACAACGCAAGCCACAGCUGCACUAGAUGGUCUGCUGCAACAUAAUUUGACUGAUAGCAUAAAUGCCAGCGCUGAAAUCGGUGAAAAUCCACUGAGUAACGCUUGGCAGCAUUUCCUUAACAGCAGUCGCAGUAAAUGGAAUGCCGGCGAUUUGUUGCCACAACUCGGCGCUCAGUUGGUCAAUUCAACAGCUGUGCAAGCUAACUACAGUUGGCUGGCGGGCGCUUAUGAUGAUGCGCUCUGGUCGUGGAAUGUCUUUGAUGAGCUGAGCAAUGACAACGAAUCCGUGCCGGUUAGUGUUAGCAGCAGCAGCAGCGACGGUGGUGGCAGCAGUUCACUAGCAACGCUGUGGGGACCCCGUAAUCUCAGCAACGACUAUGCGUUGAGUAAUAAGCUAACGCGGCAACAUGAUUACGAGUGGAUAUUCCUUUGUGUCAUAUUCUUCAUAUUUGCGGGUGGUCUCGGCAAUAUACUAGUCUGUUUGGCUGUGGCACGCGAUAAAAAAUUGCAAAACGUCACCAACUACUUUCUCUUCUCGCUGGCGAUAGCCGAUUUGCUGGUCAGUCUGUUUGUGAUGCCGCUGGGUGCGAUACCAGCCUUUUUGGGUUACUGGCCGCUUGGCUUCGUUUGGUGUAACAUUUACGUGACGUGCGAUGUGCUGGCUUGCUCUUCGAGUAUCCUGCACAUGUGUUUUAUCAGUCUGGGACGAUAUUUGGGCAUACGAAAUCCGCUGGGAUCCCGGCAUCGUUCGACGAAGCGCUUGGCUGGCAUUAAGAUUGCCAUUGUGUGGGUUAUGGCAAUGAUGGUCUCGAGCUCAAUAACAGUUUUGGGUCUCGUCAAUAAGCACAAUAUCAUGCCGGCACCGAAUAUUUGUGUCAUAAAUAAUCGUGCAUUCUUCGUGUUCGGCUCGCUGGUGGCGUUCUACAUUCCUAUGCUGAUAAUGCUCACUUCCUAUGCUCUGACAAUACCAUUGCUGCGUAAGAAAGCUCGCUUUGCGGCCGAACAUCCAGAAAGUGAACUCUUUCGACGCUUGGGUGGCCGUUUCACCAUACGACCGCAGCACAGCCAGCAGCAGUUGCAACUGCCCAACAACAGCUUCCGCCGAAGCAAUAAUAGUCACACCAGCUACAGCAAAUAUUGUGGCAGCGAUAGCAAUCGCAAUUUCAGCGCCAACAACGAUGGAGACAUUAGCGCCACGGGCAACGGUGAUUGCGACCAGCAACAAACGCACGGCUUGCGACACGCCAACACAGCAAACUAUUCGAAUGGUUGUGGCAAAGCGGACGGUGGUGGCAACAACUUUGGCGGUGCGCUCUUCAAAUGCCGCACCAGCUUUCGGCGCAGCGGCAUGCGUCAUACUGCAUCGGCAUCGGUGCGCAUUAAGUCGCCAACACGCGACAUGGAUCGGUUGACGCAAUCGCAAUCGGCACAACACAGUAGCUACUGGCGCACACACGGCAAUCCGAACAUAAUGGACAGCCAUCCCAAUCGACAUGCAUCGGUGCGUGUGAGCGCCUCGCAACCGCAAUUGGGUUAUUCUACAAACUGUGGCACGGCGGGAGGCGCGCUGAUCGGCAGCGCUGGCGGAAACGACAGUGCCCUGCGAAAGGAUGUCAUUAGCAGCAUUAGCGGCAAUACGGCCAACAAUAAUGGCAGUAACAGUGCGUUACUAUCGAAACAGUACGGCGGCACUUGUGAGCAGAGCACACAGACACCCGAGUCCAUAAUGCGUGAAACACGACGCCACAAGCUGAAAACAUUUAAAUUCUCACUGAAUAAUGUUACUGCGCCAGCGUUGAAUUUGCGCUUCCUGAACAACCGCAGCAAACGCAAUAGCUUAUCCGCCAAUGCAGUGGCCACCGAACAGAAAGCUACCAAAGUACUCGGCCUGGUCUUUUUCACCUUUGUCCUUUGUUGGUCACCGUUUUUCAUUUUGAACAUCAUUUUCGCCGCUUGCCCCGCAUGUCAAGUGCCCGAACAUGUUGUGGACACAUGCCUCUGGCUCGGUUAUGUUUCAUCCACAAUUAAUCCCAUUAUUUAUACAAUUUUCAAUCGAACAUUUCGUGCGGCUUUCAUACGGCUACUAAAGUGCAAUUGCGAGCGCUCCGGUCGGCCAUCACGUUAUCGCUCCGUCACCGAAGGACGUGGCGCUUUAAGCCUGUGCGCUCCAUCCGCCCUACCGUUGGCCAUUUCAUUUCAAGGUGCACCUUUGAUGACACCAUCAACCACGAAUGCGACACCGUUAAGCGAUUUUCGUGGCAGCUAUACGAUCACAGAUGAUGAGUGUUAAAAUUGAGUUGCACUAACUAGACCGUCGUGGGGGCUGACUGCAAACUGAGCGACAACAUGGCAAUUAUUGUUUCGACUGAAAAUGACAACAUAAAUAUGCGAGUCGACGCCAUUCUGGAGGCGAAACAACGGCGAAAUGACGAAAUGAAAACCAAAACGUAACUAUUGUACCUAUACAUACAUACAUACAUAUUAGAGCUCUUGGUAUUCGACUAAACGACUAACCGGAUUAACCGGAUAGUACAUUAUUCGAAUUAUAUUAUAAUAUGCGGCUUGCAGUAUCCGGAUAGCCGUAAGUCGUCAACUAUCCGUUUAACCGCUCAUUUUCAACUAUCUGGCCAUCGUUCGUUGUCGAUUAUUCGAAUUGUAAGCAAUCAACUUCUAUAAAUUUUUAACAAAUAUGUAUAUGAUAAGCAAAAAUCAAAGGCUGCUUGGAGUUCAAAAAAUUUCCAAUUUUCCAAAUACUUGCAGCAGUGCUGCUAUUCGGAUAGUAAUAAUCGAUUAAUAUUCAUACAAACGGUUACCAACCGGAUAUUCGAAAAAUCGGUUUUCAUGUUAUUCGAAUAAUUUUAAGAACACAAGCACAUAUUUAUACAUAUAAAUACGAGUCGUGCGAGUGUUUAGUGUGAGGUGAGCGGUGUGUUCGAGCUUGCAAAUACAUUAAGUACGAAUGAUGGUAUGUGCUCACUUACAGGCGUCUAUGGUAUAUUCAGGUGUGGUUGCUAUAUGGUAGUCCAUAUAAAUGCACACACAAAUACAUACACACAACUGGCAAAAGUUUAUUAUAACUUUGCCCAUACAGUACCAGCGAGCAGCAGUAGACAAUUGAAAAAGUUGGUCAACUCGUGAGGAAAUAUUAAGCAAAGGAUAUGGCGAACUUCUGCAACAAAUAGAUUCGUGUUCCGAAAACAUUUAUUUUAGCUUAUUUUGCUCCGAAAAUACGUUCGUUUCGCUUGCAAAGCAGGCAGUAGGACUAGCGGUAGAUAGUAAAGGCGAAAGCUCCGUAAUUUUCACAUAAUAUUAGCUAAAAAAAAGAGAAAUAAGAUAGUUUUAUCAUUUACCUGCAGGCAGUGCUGUUUAGGGUUAGUUUUAGAUAUCGAGGCAAAUAUUUUAAAGAUUUAAUUUGCCCUACUUCGUUACCAUAUACUUUAAAGUAAUUUUCCAUUUAGCCUUGCAUAAACUCUUCACAUUUACAUGUACAUAUGUAUACUCGUAUAACUCAAUCAGCAGUUAACAGCUGUAAUUGUUUCGUUUUUACUGUUAUUCUAAUUAGCGAAAUCGCAACAAACUGCAGCUGUUUAUGAAGUGAAAGCACGCUAAUGAGUUUUGUUGAUUGGUCCACACAUUGUAAAUUUGUUAAAACGUAUAGUUUUAUGGAAACCUUAGCUGGAAAAAAUAAUAACCAUCACUAAAUUAGUCAACUGUAUUUCAUAAUGUUACAAUUGAAAACAAUUAAAAAAAUUUAAUGAGCAAUAAAUGUAAAUUAAAUUUUGAAUUAACAUAUGCUUAAUUGUGUAAUUAACACUAAAAUUGACAAAAUAUAUUAAAAUACAGUUGAACUUCACUAAUCCACAAAAAACUUCGAGUAUAGAGACUUCCAGUUAUAGACGUUUUCAUUAAAACAAAAAAUUUUUCAAUUUUUCAACGAGCUAUAGUAUACUCGUAGAUCAAUAUCCAGUUUUAUUUAAUGGUUCCAAUGGUUUCUGCAGUCCUUGAAACACCUUUCCUAAGCACUUUUUGGGAUGGCCUUCAGUUCCCUCAGCGCAUUUUGUUUAAUCUCUUCGAUCGGCUAAAAACGGAUUCCACGGAACGGCAAUUUCAGACUCAUGAACAAGAAAAAAUCACACGAAGCCAAAAAUGGUGAUUACGGUGGUUGAUCGAUAGUAGCCAUUGCGUUUUCGGCUUUAAAUUCGUUUACAAACAAUUAAAUCUUGAAAAACUUUAUCCGGACGAGUCAACCAAACCCGCGUUUCAUACCCAACAUAAUCACCAAAAUCAUUCUAACAGACUCACGACAGAUGUCUAGCUCUCUUGUAUGUAAACUCUUUAACACUUACCCGAUGAUUUUUGAACACCACAUUCUUCACUUUUUUAAUAUUGUCAUCAGUUGAGAACGAAGGUCUUGUAGAACGAGGCAUGCCUUAAACAAUAUCUCGACCGUCUUUGAAGGCUUUGCUUCACUCGUAGAAUUGUGUUUUUGAUAAAACUGAAUCCGCGUAAGCCUUUUCCAACAUUCGCAAUGAUUCCAUAUACGAAAUUUGGUAAGAAAUACAAAAUUUGAGACAAAUUCUUUUUUCAAUAUUUUUAUCCUUGUAAAAAAUCGUACUACUGUGGUUUACCGACUUAAGCAGCUCCUGUAAGCAAACUGGUGACAGAUCGCGCUCAUAUUCGGCACAGUAACUAAGAACAGUCCUAUCAACUUACAAAAUACAUUUUCUUGUAAUAUCAUUUACUCGUGGAGUUUAAUUACAAUUUCCGGUUGCUUUUUUGGGUCAAUUUAUAUGAAAACUCUUGAGAAGAAUUGAAUCUAAAAAUUUCUAAAUUAGAGUCUUAAAGACCGGAUCAUAUCAUAUUUAUUUGAUUGAUUUAAUUAACAAAAUUGCCAUUGUAACGCAUAACGGCUUUUUCGCACAGCCAAAUUUAUUUAGUAUAUUAAAGUUAUAGUUGCCGGUUCACAUAGCCGGUUCACAUAGGCGGCAACUCGAUUAACGAACAGCUGUUAUAUUAUACUUGCUUGUGUUUUGUAAAUCGUAAUUAGCGCUUUAAUCGAACAGAGGCCGGUCAAUUGAUCAAUUUACUUUUACAACUUUUCUAUAUUAAUUUAAGUGUUUAUUAUUUACAAUUAAUGUUUAAACUUUUGUGUAGCAAAUGGAGAAAUAUAUGAAGAGGUUUUUACGGAGAAUAAAAUAGUCUUUCUGCAUCGACUUUACUUUGGAAUUAAUUGCGCGUUAAUAGAGUCAAUUGCGAUAAUGUACAUGUAAUUAUAUUUUUAACUAAAUUAAAAGUUCCUUUCUUAGCAAAAUUCUCCACAACAUUUUAUUUGCAGAGACUCUUUUCUGCUUAAUCAUAAUUGCUAAAUGAGGUAUACGUUAGAAACUGAUACAAUAUUUUAUGGCAAAAAUAUUCCCUGCCCAGUUUUCGUAAAUAAUACUCCUCCUCAAUUAGCAUCCGCUCCUUACUACGAAAUUUUUGAUAAAUUUAUUGCUUUAUUAUUUAUUAUAAAUUGAUUUAAGACGACAAAUCUCGUAUUAGAAUUCAAAUAAUAGCGUUGAAUCAAUUAACUACUCUUGCUCUCAUAUACGUAUAAGCUCUCAGGCUCGGUAAUUAACUGCAGUUUAAGUAUUUCAUUUGUUUAAGCCAUUUUAAUGCCAAUAAUAGCAUCAUGACUGUUACUAUUUUUGCAAAGCACUAUAAAUACAGACAUGCCACAUAUUUGAUUAAAUUAGCGUCAGAAAGCUUAAUAGCUGCAUUCACACUACUUAAUUGACGUUGAAUGAAUUAUGUUUUCACUAGUUGAAAAAGAAAAACAAUCUAAAUGGCAAUAUGUACAUGCUGGCAUUUCGAAAGGCGCAUGCAUUGCAUAACAAAAGUGUGCAUGAUUUGUAAUCGAAACAAUUAACAAGCGAGCACAUUAAGAGCAAUAAAUUUACUAAUGGCUCGGCCAGAAUACUAAUUACGGAAAAGCAAUGCGGGAAUCUAUAGCGAAUAUAUGGAACAACAUUCCAUAGAUUGCUUGUAGGAGCUUAUUAUUUAUACUGCUCUUGAGUGAUACUCAGAGUUGCCGAGCUAAACGAGUUCAAAGAGCGUGCUACUCAUUUUGUUUUUUCUUUAAUCAAACAAAAAAUUUAUUUAAAGCAUUUUUAUAGCGAAAAUAUCUAUAAUAAAAUGAAAAAUUAAGCGUGUCGAAAAGCUUUCUUUGUGAAAGAUGAGCGUUCUGCGAAUGGAAAAUUUAAUCCCUAUCUAGGUAUCUAAGCCAAUUAGUUUUCUCAAACAAAAUUUCCGAAAUUUGUUGAAAACUUAUUGAAUUCUUAUGAUUUUAUAGAUUUGUACGAUUCGUAUAAUUGGUCAUUUUAAUAAUUUUUUUGUGAAAAAACAUGAAAAACGUAAGAUAUUGGUUGGCAUACUUAUACUUUUAUAAAACCAAUCUUGCAAGAUCCCCUAGUAUCUAGAAAACGAUUUUAUCCGAAGAAGCACUGUCUGUUCUCAAAAUAAGUAGUAUGAGUAUCUACAAAUAUAAAAGUAAGCAAGUUAUAUUAUUAAGAAGAUUUGCUUUACGUAUUUAAGGGCAAACACUCAAAGACGUGAUGCUGAGUAAGCCGUCGUUUAAUCCAGUUAAAUAGAACUUAAAUCUACAAUCGUAUCUGAAAUGCUGUAGCGUACUGGCAUAUCUCCAUGUAGAUCAUUGUAUCGGACAAUAGCAAAAGAUUGUGAUUUCAUUUAGUCAUUUCUAGGGUGUAAGAUUUCUGGUACAAAUAAGUAAAUUAGGAAUCUUUUGUGUUACUGUAAUAAGUUAACUGCAGAUUGAAUGUAGAAAAUCUGAUUGUGAGUUCGUGAGUAGUUUACUUAAAGGAGUUUUAGUGGCCUGUUGCCUGUUUAUAUGCCAAUGGUGAAAAGAAAAGAUCAUAUUAAAUCUAACCGAAAUUGGCAACCGCUCUCAAUGAAACGGCGAAUCCCUACCAAUAUAUUUCUCGAAAACUAAUUUGUAAAUUAGGUAAACUUCAUUGAUUUCAAUACAAACACAAUUUCAAACUGUUGGAUCACUACCAAUUUCAUUAAGAAUCACACAACUAGUUGCUAACGGAAUCAUAAAGCAAAGGAAGCCAUUAAAACAAUUUUCGCUGUAACUUACUGGUAAUUACAAAUACAAUGCAACAAGAGAUGAAACCUCAACUGUCCCACAACCAGGUAGGCCAGCAAAUUCUUUAGCAGCAACAAUCAGCAUCUGAGCGGAGAAAUCGAAAAUAUCAGAGUGGGAAAUAGGCGUCAAUGAAUCAAAGCGAAUAGGAAAAUAACAGCAGUAGAAGUUUUAGUAAUAUUCUGUGUAUAACUGAGAGUUUAAUUAAUUAGUGAGAUUUGUAGCUAACCAACAGCAGAAGAACGGCGGAGUUAGUUUUAGCCUAGUGGGAACUUUGAGUUGCUAAAGUAUGGCAAUUUCCUGAAUUUUCUAAGCAAACUGUUAUUUGUAUAUCUAUAUGUGUAUAUGUGCAGUGUGUAUGCAUAUAUAUAUAUGUGUGUGUGUGUGUGCUUGUCUAAUUAUUAAUAUUUUAUGUGAGCAUGUAAGUCAGUCUACGCAAAAUUACAGCUUUCUAAGGAAGAAGGUAAAAACAAAAACGUAAACAGUCAAUAUUCUCCAACAAAAAAGUCUACGCAGAGAAACGCUUCAAGAUUUACUAAUUAAGAGCUAAGAAUAUCAACAAAAUAUUGUAAAUGUAUUCAUAUUUCUACUACACAUACAAAUGUGUACUUAUGUAUGUAAGUGAAAAUCAAAAUUUGUUAUGAGUAAAUGUACCUAUCGACUUACUAUAAAUACAUUUAUUACAUUUGUAAGUGAAUAUGCUACGAGCAUGAGUAAAUUGAGCAUAAAAAUAAUAUUAAAAUAAAUAGUUUAGUGAAUGAAGGUGUCCAAAAAAUACUGUUGUAGCUGUAAACUAUGUUAAUUCAUCUAGCAUAAAUAUAUACAUAUAGUUGUAUUUAUGUGAGAAAAGAUUUUGUUGUAAUUUGUUAAGCUAAAUACCCUUACUGACUUAUGCAAUAUUUGACACUAACAAGACUUCGGUUUUAAUAAAAUGUUUUACCUGCGAUUUUAAAGUUAAUUUCUGACCUUAUGAACAUACAUGUAAGUAUGUGUCUGUGGUCACAAAGCAGAACCGCUUAAGUCGAGUUAAGACUUUAUUAUUCUUAAUAAGAAAAAUUUCUUAUGAUCAAAUAAUAAAUUACAAAUAAUUAGAAUGAUCAAAAAAACAACAUUUAAUUUGAUAAUUUUAUACAAAAUUGCGAAAAAGCGUGUUAUGCUGUUAUGCUUUGUAAUGAUAGAAAUAUAUAAUUGUUAUUUAAUUAACUACAAUUAUGAACAUAAAUAUACAAUAUGACAAAUUUU